AUGAGCGCUCCAGGAGCACCGAAAAAGUCUCGUCGCUCACAUGAAUGUAUUCCGGAUAUAAUGAACGACUGUGGCAUAGGGGCUGUCUGGCUGUCGGAGGAAAAAGCACUAGAAGUCUCAUCCAGUGAUGAGGCAUUCUAUUUUGUUGCUGUGUUUCGUGGUCGCAUAUUCGAGCAUCUUAAGAAGAUAGGUGUAAAUCUCUAUGGAGUUCAUGUUGUACGACAAACAUUGAGUACAGGUGGCUGUUUACCACGUUGGGAUUUUCCAGUGUAUGCGCUUAAUCUGACGGGCGCCUGUGUUUGCUUCACGGGCUUGUCUUUGCAAAAACGGGAGGAAUUGAAAGUAAAAAUUAACUACAUGAAUGGUGUGGUCUCUCCUUCUCUGACUGAAAAAGUAACACAUCUCGUCACCGACUACUGUGAUACUGAGGCUCGGCGAAUGGGACUACCGAUCAUGUCUCCGUUAUGGAUAAACGAAGCUUGGGAGGCUGCUCAGGCCUUCUCGCUCGAAAAUUUGCUGAUUUUUUUAAAGGUUAUCACUGCUACUGGAGUAGGUGGAAGCGAACGUAUGGAUAUUGCUCGCCUGAUUGAACUGAAUGGAGGACGGUUUUCUGGUGACAUGAAGCGCAGUGAAUGCACACACCUUAUAGCUGACAAAACUAGAGGUGUAAAAUUCAAAAAAGCUCGUGAAUGGAAUACGAUUAAAAUCGUUCGAUCAUCUUGGCUACGUAAAUCUGUGAUAGCUGGUUAUGUUUUACCAGAGAGGUAG
This is a messenger RNA of Angiostrongylus costaricensis, 768 nucleotides long. The record is from the annotation of a GenBank genome assembly. Lineage: Eukaryota; Metazoa; Nematoda; Chromadorea; Rhabditida; Metastrongylidae.